AUGCCAAAACAGUCAACCUUCACGACAGUCACCCCCUUGCCGGCGGGCAUGACGCGCCAGGCCGCCAUCGACUUCCUGCAGGACCAUGAGGCCAUGAUCGACCUCAACCCGCUCGUCACCGACCGGCGGCGCCUACCCUCUGCGCCGCCCUCCGCGCCCGCCGACGAGCACCGCUGCGCGUGGUAUGAGGUGACUGACCGCAUCGCCUACCUACCCGGUGGUCUCGCCAGCGGCUCCGUCCGCUACCGCUGCGCCUUCCUCGACCUCGCCGGCAUCGGCCUGCAGACGCACUGCUACGCGCCCAUGGGCGUCGACCUGCGCACGCGCUGGUCCGUCGGCGGCAGCGAGCCGGGGGAGCCCCGCGAGCCUCGGGAGCUCGGCCUCCACGGCGACGGUGACGGCGCGCGGCUGUUGCCGCCGGACGGGCUGUACCUGCGCGAGGACACGGAGCUGAGGUGCGGCGUGGUGAUGACGGCGUUUGUGAAGAGGACGCUGAGAUGCUCGCACAGGAAGCUCGCGGAGCGCCUGGCCCAGCGCGCGUCAGAGCGGGCUCGGUCAAGGGGGCGUGGGGAGGAGCAGGACGAGAAGAAGCAGGACGAGGAGAGGCAGAGGCGCGAUGAUGUUGGGGAGCACGGGGGAGGACGGCGCGGGGUGGGCAGCUACUAUGUGCAGAGAGAGCUCGAGGCGAGACGUCGCGCGGCGGCCGCAGCGGCGACCGUGGGAUACCCCAGGAAUGUAGUCAAUGGCCCUGGAAGUCAGAGGAUUGACCAGGGAUGCGUGUCAGAGGAAAAGCAGCUGUACGCUGGCGGGACGAGCAACUACUGCGGCCAGCAACAUCGUCACCAAACACAGCGGCAGUAUCAUGAAGCUGGCGCAAGACAUGACGCAUCCGAGCUGCCGUAA
Messenger RNA from Cordyceps fumosorosea ARSEF 2679, 903 nucleotides. RefSeq lists its product as hypothetical. The transcript has a single exon. The record is from RefSeq and is a predicted model, not a curated record. Lineage: Eukaryota; Fungi; Ascomycota; Sordariomycetes; Hypocreales; Cordycipitaceae. Bases 1 to 903 code for a protein of 300 amino acids.